Larimichthys crocea (large yellow croaker) is the source of this 4865-nucleotide messenger RNA. RefSeq names its product transcriptional repressor scratch 1. NCBI's taxonomy places the organism in Eukaryota, Metazoa, Chordata, Actinopteri, Sciaenidae. Bases 389 to 1231 code for a protein of 280 amino acids. The record is from RefSeq and is a predicted model, not a curated record. Gene Ontology annotation, molecular function: DNA-binding transcription factor activity, RNA polymerase II-specific; RNA polymerase II cis-regulatory region sequence-specific DNA binding. Gene Ontology annotation, biological process: regulation of DNA-templated transcription. The transcript has 2 exons.
GUUUUUUUGUUUUUUAUUUAUUUAUUAUUUUUCUGUUUGUUUUUUGGACUGCUCACGAGCCUCUGCCCGCGAGCAAAGAGACCCCGAGGCACACCACCACCUCCACCUCCUCCUCUUGGAAGGAGCUGUCCGGUGCUGAAGUUGCAUUUCUCACCUUCUUUUCUUUGCACGAGGGUUAAACCGGAGGAGACAGAGACUAAAACUAUUCCUCCAAAAAGAAAAAAAAGAAAAAUCUGAAGACAAUCUUCCUCCAGCUUCGCCUCGUCUUGUUGGUGUGUAACGGGCGAAAAAACAAAAAUCAGCACGCUGGCCAGGCCGUCGGCGAUCGGCUGUGUUUGUGAGUGUGUGCCGUUGUGUUUGUGACAGUGUGUGUCGGUGUCGCACCAACAUGCCAAGGUCUUUCUUGGUGAAAAAGGUGAAAUUGGAUGAUUUCUCCACCGGGGCGGAUUUGGAGAACGCCUACCGGCACAGGACAGACCUCAGCCUGCGGCUCCAUGACAAAGCUGGCUACAUCAGUGACUACAUCAACCCUGUUGUGUACGAUGGUGAGAGUGACAGUGGGAUCAAGGUGCCCUCCCCUGACCCCCUCUACGAUGGUAUCCACAGUGACUACGGGGCUCCUGACUCUGAGUCCCCUGACAGUCCCGGGUCAGAAAUCACUGACGGAUACAUCAACGGAGAUGCUGCGGUGAGUGAGGGUUACACAGUGGAUGCCUUCUUCAUCACUGAUGGCCGCUCGAGGAGGAAAGCUCUCAGCAGUCCCAGGACCAUCCAGAGGCACACCUGCAACGAGUGUGGCAAAACCUACGCCACGUCUUCCAACCUGAGCCGGCACAAACAGACACACCGCUCGCUGGACAGCAAGCUGGCAAAGAAAUGUCCGACCUGCGGGAAGGUGUACGUGUCCAUGCCCGCAAUGGCCAUGCACCUGCUCACUCAUGACCUCAAGCACAAGUGUGAUGUGUGUGGGAAAGCGUUCAGUCGACCUUGGCUUUUACAGGGCCACAUGCGCUCUCACACGGGCGAGAAGCCGUUUGGAUGUGCCCACUGCGGGAAGGCCUUCGCAGAUCGUUCAAACCUGCGCGCUCACAUGCAGACCCACUCUGCCUUCAAACACUUCAAGUGUAAACGCUGCAACAAGACCUUCGCGCUCAAGAGUUACCUGAACAAGCACUACGAGUCUGCCUGCUUCAAAGGCCCCUUCUCUCCUCUAGGUCCCCUAGAUGCAUGACCCCCUGCAUAGAUAAAACAACAGACAAAACUGCAGACAUAAAUUACCAUUAUCCUUACAAACUGAACUGCAGACACAAACAAUCUAUUUUUGGUCAGAAUAUGACCUUGCUUUCCCUCCUCCUCUUCUCUCACUUUUCCCCCACACCUUGCUUUCCCUUGGAGCCUAUUCAUGAUGAUGAAGAUGAUGAAGAUAGCACAAUUUUUUCUCCUUGAGAUUUGCCCACUUAAGGAUCUACGCAUGCACUUCCUCAAAGACUCCUCUUCCUCUGUCUGUUCUGAUAGAGACAAUAAUACUAACAUGGCUUCCUUCUGGCAUCUAGAUACAGUAUGGCACCAUAUAUUUUGGGACUCUGAUGGUGAUGAGGAUGACGACAAAGACAAUAGCAAGCCGAUAGCUACUGAGUUCCUCCCUGCACUGAAACGCAGUGAAAGAGUUUUUCCUUCUCAUUUUGUUUUUUGGGGGAAUAAUAGUAAUAAUAAUAGUAAUAAUAAUGAUAAUAAUAAUGUUCUGCUGCACCAAGUGACCAUAUUCUCUCUACUACUGAGGUAAAAGCACUAUUUAUUUAUUUAUUUACUUAUUUAUUUACUUAGCAUUUUUCCUUUUUUAUUUGUUGUAUUUAUACUUGAUUUGAUAACAACAAAGUGAUACCGUUAACUUAUUUGUUGCACUUUAAUUUCUGUAUAUGUAUGUAGGAUAUUUGCCAACCUCUUUCUAUCACUACAGGCCAAAGCAUAUGUCACUUUUUUUAAGUACUAUUUUUUCCUAUUAUGUUGUUUACCCUUUUUUUUUCUUCUUAUUAACGUUUUUGCAUGCAAAAAAAAAAAAGGAAAAAAAGAUGAAAUCUAUGCCAACAUCAUAAAAAGCUUAUGAUUUUUGCCAAAAUCCUAUAGAUAGAACCUGAGGGCAAUAUUUUUCUCUUGGAGCCUCCGUAGGACUCUUUAAAAGCAAUAAUCACCUAAUGCAUGGUAUUUUAUGAUGAAGUUAUGAAGUAUUACCUACUACUGUAUAGCAGUUUAAAAAUCAGGUAUGUUUUACUUCACCUAUAGUCAUAAACAGAAAAAUACUAAUAUUACAGACAUCAGGGAACAUGCCAAUGUAGUGUUAGAGUAACAAAAAUAAAAGUCCUGUCUUUCCUCUCUUGUUAUGCACUGCCUGCCUCUUAGUGAGUAGAACUAAUGUAGGAUGUAGGCUAGAGAGGCUGGGAUCAGCUGGCUGCUGGGUGUGAGGCCUAUUGUAGGAUAAGUAUAACCCUGCAGACCUGUGCUAGGCUAACUCUAGCAUGAAAAAAGACUGCUAACAUUAACCAGGAGAAGCCUAAUUUUGGAUUAGCCCUCCAAACAUAUUACUCAGAUUGGAUCAUUGGCCAUACAUGAGAGUUCAAGGGUUUAUUGAAAGGGUCUGGCAUGUAAAUGAGUUGAAAACAUCUUCCCUGUGUCAUGCAGCCAAUUAAUGUGGGAACAUGCCUUGAACAGACCUUUUAAUAACCAUAGCAGACUAAUCUUUGUUCUGAUACAAACAAACAGUAAAAGGUUAGCACGGCAAUCAGGUUGGAGAGUGUCGCAAAGAGAUGUGAACUAACUCAAAAUGAUAAAAAGCAUAAAAAGCAUACAUGGUAUUUAGCAACUCUGAGCAUACUUUAAAUAGAAAACCAAGUCAAAGUUUGGUGCAUUGUUGAAGUUGGGCUGAGGUCAGCGUUAAAUGCAAUGCAUUAUUCAACUACCCUUCCAGUGCACUUCCAAACCAUAAAGCGUGCAUUCUUAAACCACAGAAAAAGCAUGUACUUUAGCUGGACGGUCUGAUUGCAGCUUCACUUUUACAGUCCAGGAGAUACGUUAAACCAUGUCCUUAUUAUUCUGCAGUAGGCCCCAUCUAACCCUACUGGGCCAACCAUAGGCUAACUCUAUGAGUGAUAUACCUACAUGACAGGCUAACUCUAACCAACCCCAACCCGUAGAUGGUUUAACCUUUGAUUUAGGUGGCCAAUACCAGUGUUGCUGAACCCAGUUCUCUGCAGCUCAAAAAACCUUUUCUACAGAUUCAUGGAGCUUCCUGAGAGACAGACUGAGGACACACAGAUCUGCACAAAAAAAAAUAAAAAUAUGAAGUGCUUGUUUAUAUGCCAUAUGUAUUCAUUGUAAGCGUGCAUAGACACACAAGUGCACAAGUGCAUGGGUGCAUGCCCACACAUGUGAGCACACAGUGCCUGCCAGUAAGCUGUUGUGGGAGAAAGAGAGAAUCUGUGUCUACAGUCGAGCUUUCAACAGUUGAAAAGAAAGAGGUUUAAAUUGUGAAUGUGAACGGAAAUUUUGAUAAUUGCAGUGCUUCCUCAGGCAUAUGAUGACUCAGUUAGACAUGCAGUUGACUGAUAUUCAACAUCAUUUAAGGUUAUAGGGAUAAAAGGAAAGUCUGAACUGAUACAUGGAGCCAUUACCUAAUUUCAUUCACAUUGCAGAUAGUUUGAAAGUUAUAGUUUAUAUAUCAAAUCUGACAGUAUUCUGAAGUCAAAAAGACAACAUUUUGUUGUCAGGAGAUGAUACAAUCUUUAUGUUUUGGGGAAAAUGUAGCUCUCAAGUCAACAGAAAAGAGGCAGUUUUUGUUGUGAGUGGAGCAAUUAGUAUGUGAGUCAGCAAAAUGCAGUUCUUAUCUGUCUCCCUGAUGUGUGAACUAGAUUUGAGCUGCAAUUAUUUGAAUUGUAUUAGACGAUUAGUCAUAGAGCUUCAUCUUAUUAGGGCUUUAAAUUUUUUGUCUUGGUCAUACAUACAAAGUAGGUAAAAACAUGAAAUUAGGUGCCUGAACACAAGGUCUACACAACUACAAAUUAAAAGCACAAGUAUGGAAAAGAGACCAUAAAAACAAAAAUCAUAUUUCAGCUCGGAGACAUUGAUCCCUGGUAGAGAUAUAAAUAACAACAAGCUAUUAUUUUAACCACAGACUCUGCAUUGUUAUUUCUCAUUUCUAUCUGAAUGAGAACUAAACACAGUAAUAACACAAUUUCAGAACUGAUCACAGUCUGACGGGUACAAAGGUCGCUAAACAAACCGAUGAGUAUCUCUGGCUGUGAUGUCUCCAGGUUCUUGUUUACGUAUCACAAAAUGUAUCAUUGUGUAUUAAAACUCAUUGCAACUUUGCACUGCUGUCCAAACGUCUUAAGGGUAUUUGGCUAACGUUGUUGUUGUGUGGCUGUUUUAGUGGUUUUGAAGCAAAGCUGAGCGGGUGCGUCUCUGUGUGUCUGUUUCUGGGUGAGCUCCAGUCUGUUCUCUCGAAGCACUUCCAUUCUAGUCAUCUCCACCUUAAAGAAAGUAGCACAAUGAAACUAACUAGAAUUCAGGUAGAGAAGAAUUAAAAACCUUGUACUAGCUUGACCUCUCUUCUUUUUUUGUAUUUCCAAGUUAAAGAAUGAUGAUAACCUAAAUAAUCAUUUAUUGCAAGAGGGUUUGUAAAGAAUCCUUUGGAUUGAGACAUUUUUACUGCUGUAUAGCGAUAUCUGACACACCUUAUCUCAGGAGGUUUGACUCUCUGCUGCAGAGAGAGGAUCUCCUGGGGUUUUUUUUGAGCCAGAAUUCAGACAAUGUAAGCACAAUGAACACAAAGCAUUUUGUGGCACUUCAUAAUAAAGAAUAAUCUUAACCAA